Rhagoletis zephyria (snowberry fruit fly) is the source of this 1653-nucleotide messenger RNA. RefSeq names its product pleckstrin homology-like domain family B member 3. Lineage: Eukaryota; Metazoa; Arthropoda; Insecta; Diptera; Tephritidae. The record is from RefSeq and is a predicted model, not a curated record.
UGCAAGGUUGUCUAAAAGGGUAUUAAACGUUGCGGUAUAUGCAAAACGAUAUCCAGCAUGUCUGUGUGGAUGAAUUACGUGAAGCAUCGACAUGCAGAUUCAAAUAAACGCUAUAAAACUGAGUGCUAUUAUCAAUUAAGUGAACUCGGACAUACAAAUAAACAAUUUGUUUUUGUUUGUUUUUCAUUCAAAUUUCAGCAACGGCACUCACAGCCUGAAUUCGUGGAAACACAAAUACGCCAUUCACGAUCCAGUCCGCGCCCGCUUUCUGAAGCCAACUCUGAGCUAAGCUGCGAUCUAUUAGACAGCGAUCACAAAGGCACCUGCAAGUCAAAUUAUGAGCUGUCCACCGCGUCGCCGAAUGCUGCAGCAUCUGCGGGCAACAAUAGCUACUCGACUGAGCCUGUGACUAGCGGCGAUGAGGCAGCCAACAAGCGUUCGAGCGUCAAUUCGAACGAGACAACGUCAGGCGUCAGUGCCACCGGCAGCGGCAGCGUUAGCGCACAAGGCGGCGAGCGGAAGCGUGCACUGCCCAAACACCAGCGUCCGCUGACACGCUACCUGCCAAUCUUUUCACCCGAUCUAAACCUCCGCCAUCAUAUCGAGUCAGCUGGACAUCAGAUUACACUAUGCCCGCACGUCUUUGUCGAUGCUUUUAGCUGCCGAGGCUAUUUGCAUAAAUUGGGUGCUACUUUCCAUGGCUGGGCGCGACGGUGGUUCGUACUUGAUCGACAGCGCAGCGCGUUCAUCUACUAUGCGGACAAGUCGGAACGGAAGCCCAGAGGUGGCGCCUAUUUCUCGACAAUCGACGAAGUGUAUUUGGAUCAUUUAAAUGCCUCGAAGAGUGGACGCCCUCAUUGCACAUUCAUUGUCAAGACGAAAAAGCGCAGCUACCAUCUACAAGCGGCAUCGGACGCUGCAGCUAGAAUAUGGAUCGAUGCAAUUAUAACCGGAGCUCAAGGAAAUUUAGACUACUAGUUAAGAGUUACUUUAGUGCAUUUUAAGCACUUGAAUUAUUGUAAAAUAGUACUUUUAGGCUAGUAAAAAUUAAUACAUUUAAUAUAAGAAAUUCCCGUUUAGGACCAAAGUGAAUUAUAUUCGAAAUUGCUGAAGAGUGAACUGUUGCUCACAUACAUAUACUGACUUAUGUAUAUAUUUUUAAAUGAGGUUUAACUUAUUAUUCUUAAGCGUUAAGGAAGUGUAACUAUUGCUCAAUUUUUCUAAAGGACAUUGAAAAUUAUACCAGACAUUCAUCAGGCCCACGUAAUAAAUAUUUAUAUCUAAUGAGCAAUCGAUUUAACUAACUAAAUAUGAAUAUGUUUCUACACAUGUGUGCCUUUUCGAUGAUUUGCAAUGAAAUUUUCUUCGCUUUUUUCACAAUUUUUUAUUUGGACAAUUUUUUUUUACAUAACUGAACAAAAACGUAUAUGUACGUUGGAAACUCAUGUGUAUUAAUGUUUUUGCAAUAACGCAAUUAUUUUGUCGUACACUUGGUUGAGCCAAAAGUUUUUAAACUACAUAUACUUAAAUGUAUUUAUUGAUACAUAUAUACAUAUAUACUUAUGUAUACCUGCAUACAUAUAAUCUAUUUGUAAACUUUACGUUAUUAAAAUAUGAUUCUAAAAUAAAAUGUAAUUUUUUGAGAAAAUAUUA